GGAGGAGGAGGAGGGAAAGUUUUGCUCGCAACUCCGCCAGUCCACCUUAAGCGCACGAGCAGGCGUGCGGCGAAGGUUUCCGCUUCUCACUCGCGGCUCCCGAGACUCUCCGAACUAAACUAACGUAACUCACGCAAGCUUUGACGCACCGACCACGAAGACGGCGGAGGGAGAACAAUGUCCGACUCCAAGUACCGAGAGUGGAUCUUGGACACUAUCGACUCCCUGCGCUCCAGGAAAGCCCGGCCGGACUUGGAGAGGAUCUGCCGGAUGGUCCGCAGGCGCCACGGCUCCGAGCCCGACCAGACGUGCGCGGAACUGGAGAAACUGAUCCGGGAGCAGACGGUGCUCAAAGUCAACUACAAGGGCUCCAUUUCAUACCGCAACGCCGCCAAGGUUCAGCGGAGGUGCCGCAAAAAGGACGACGCGGUGUCGGCGACUGGAGGAGGAGGAGGAGGGGGAGGAGGAGGAGGAGGAGGAGGAGGAGCGGCCGUGGCGGCGGCAAAGAGCGCGGCGGACGACGCCAGUCAUUCGGACUUGAGCAACGGGGACAGCGCGCUCGGUGCGGCGGACCCGGACGACGACGAUGACGAGGAGGCGGACAUCUCCAUGGCGAUGGACACAGACAGUAAUGCAGAUGAGGAGGGGGGAGACGAGAGCCGGGACAGACACUACGGACCCUCCCCGGGCCCUGCGUGCCAAGUCCCGGCCACGCAGGUGGGGGGGGUGCGAGCGGCCUCCGCCCCCUGCUCCCCGUCUGGCCCUCGGCCCGGUCCCGGCGGUCCCCCCGGCUCGGGCCUGGACUGCGUGUUUUUCCAGAGUGCUGGUACGAGGCCCAGCUCCUUGCCCCCCUCCAGCCCCCGGACCCUCCCACACAAUGAAUGGUCUUAUGGUGCCGCCGCCGCCGGCCCUGUGGAGCGCCAGGACCCAGGACCCCCGGGCAUGCAGACCCACAAAGUAGUCCACCCUGAGGUGCAGAAAGAAGACAAGAAGGAGGGCGGCAGUCCUCUGUCAGACCAGCUGGUCCCGGACUACGCAGCACAACUGGAGAGGAGCGCAGAUGUGUCCGAGGGACGCGCCCAGGUUUUGUCAUCGUCAGAUGAUUGCACCUUGAAGAAGAACGCAGAGACGCCGUCCUCCUUCCCACAGACCAACAACGUCCUGGUGAACGGUGAUCAAAGCCAAGACGUCUCGGUGAAGAAGGAGAAGAUGAGUCAGAACUUGCUGCAGUGGAGCGUGGCAGACGUGGUCACUUACUUCUCCGAGGCUGGCUUUCCAGAGCAGGCACUGGCCUUCAGGGUGCAGGAGAUAGACGGCAAGUCUUUGCUCCUCAUGCAGCGCAGCGACGUGCUGACGGGCCUGUCCAUCCGCCUCGGCCCUGCACUCAAAAUCUACGAGCGUCACAUCAAGGUGCUCCAGAGGACCCACUUCCUGGAGUGUGAGGACCUUUAAGGCACACCAGACAAUAUACGGAUGAAGGAGGGAGAAGAGUGUGAGACUUUUAAGACGUUCAUCCUACCUCUCAUGAGCCUCAUUCCACCCUCGCGCAUAGGAGGAGCGCUGGCCCUUUAAGAAGAGCCACACUCUGCAUCUUGAAGCCAUGGGCGUGCACCUUGUGGACUUCCUUUCUUCCUCACUGACCGUGA
Messenger RNA from Nerophis lumbriciformis (worm pipefish), 1646 nucleotides. RefSeq names its product sterile alpha motif domain containing 1a (gene samd1a). Gene Ontology annotation, biological process: negative regulation of DNA-templated transcription. Lineage: Eukaryota; Metazoa; Chordata; Actinopteri; Syngnathiformes; Syngnathidae. Gene Ontology annotation, molecular function: chromatin binding; histone binding; DNA binding. Gene Ontology annotation, cellular component: nucleus. The record is from RefSeq and is a predicted model, not a curated record.